This is a messenger RNA of Carica papaya (papaya), 387 nucleotides long. RefSeq lists its product as uncharacterized. The record is from RefSeq and is a predicted model, not a curated record. Lineage: Eukaryota; Viridiplantae; Streptophyta; Magnoliopsida; Brassicales; Caricaceae.
AUGUUACUUUGUUACUUUAAUGGAAGAAACGGUCGUCGUACUGCCGGUGGUGCUGGAAAACAUGGACAUAAUAGAAUUGUUGGACAUACCGCCCAUAUUGGAUUUAUGGAACACACCACAAUAGACAUUGACAUAGGCGCUGGUGGUGGCGAUGGAACUGGUUUUGGCAGUGGCAGAGGUGGAUGCAGCGCUGGUGGUGGUGGUGGUGGACCUGGUUUUAUUGGUGGCGGAGGCGACAGUGGAUGCAGUGCUGAUGGUGGAACUGGUUUCAGUGGUGGCGGAGGUGAUAGUGGAUGCAGUGCUGGUGGUUGUGGUGGAACUGGUUUUAGUGGUGGCGGAGGCGACAGCGGAUGCAGUGCUGGUGGUGGAGGUGGAGGUGGUUGUUAA